Molecule: messenger RNA, 494 nt
Organism: Zingiber officinale
Lineage: Eukaryota; Viridiplantae; Streptophyta; Magnoliopsida; Zingiberales; Zingiberaceae
Product: NADH dehydrogenase [ubiquinone] 1 beta subcomplex subunit 3-B-like
Exons: 2
Coding region: 49-237 (62 amino acids)
Biological process (GO): mitochondrial respiratory chain complex I assembly; electron transport chain
Cellular component (GO): mitochondrion
Source: RefSeq, a predicted model, not a curated record
AACAAAGAGGGAUCAAGGGUUCUCAACUUCCCAAAGGGAGAUCCGAGAAUGGCGAAGCCGCUAGGGCCGACUGGGGAGUUCUUCCGGCGGAGGGACGAGUGGCGGAAGCAUCCGAUGCUGACGAACAACUUGCGGAACGCCUUUCCGGGCCUUGGCAUCGCCCUCGUUGCCUUCGGCAUCUAUCUAGCCGGCGAGGCCGCCUACAACCACUUCCGCCGCCCUGAUCCGCACCACUGAUGGAUGAUGCUCCAUGGCUUGUCUCUUGAGGUUUACUAGAGUGAAGAAAUAAACUGUAGGGCGUUGGACCAACUCACUUAAAUGUACAAGUUAAAUCGUCCUGUACUGUCCACAUUUGGCAUGAACUUUAUUCCUUAAUGUUUGGGUGUGAAUCUGCAACAUAACGUGUCAACUCUACUGUUUGUGGUGCAGAAUGAUUUAUGAUGGUUUUGCGUGUUUUGGAAACCUGCAGUAAAUUUCUUUUAAUGAUUCUGCAA